UGCCCUCCAAAAAUUAUAAAUAACGAAAGCCCACCCAUUAAUCCACCCACUUUUAACAAUAAUACCAAAUCACUUGACGAAGAAAAAGUAGAUCGUUAAAAUUCAACAUUCCAAAAGCAAAAUCACUAAAACCCAUAAUCACAAGCAUAAUCACUUCGGAGAAGGGAAAUCGAUGGGGGCGCUGAUGUCGAAGAUGUGGUUCAUGUUAUUCCCGGCGAAGGAGUACAAGAUCGUGGUGGUUGGCCUGGAUAACGCCGGCAAAACGACGACGCUUUACAAACUCCAUUUGGGGGAGGUGGUCACCACGCACCCCACCGUUGGCAGCAACGUUGAGGAGCUUGUCUACAAGAAUAUUCGAUUUGAGGUGUGGGAUCUAGGUGGGCAAGACAGGCUAAGAACAUCAUGGGCAACCUACUACCGAGGAACGCACGCAGUUAUAAUAGUGAUAGACAGCACAGAUAGAGCUAGGAUCUCGAUAAUGAAAGACGAACUAUUUAGCCUGCUUCCAAACGAGGACUUGCAGGGUGCAGUGGUGCUCGUUUUUGCAAACAAACAGGACCUGAAAGACGCGAUGACUCCAGCUGAAAUAACCGAUGCGCUCUCGCUUCACAGCAUAAAGAACCACGAUUGGCAUAUUCAAGCUUGCUGUGCGCUCACUGGCGAAGGUCUUUACGAUGGCUUGGGUUGGAUUGCACAGAGAGUUACCGGUAAAGCUACAAGCUAGAAAAAAAAAACAACCUUUGAACUUUCGAGAUUAUUAAAA
Messenger RNA from Erythranthe guttata (spotted monkey flower), 763 nucleotides. It is a transcript of the gene ARFC1, whose product is annotated as ADP-ribosylation factor C1. Lineage: Eukaryota; Viridiplantae; Streptophyta; Magnoliopsida; Lamiales; Phrymaceae. The record is from RefSeq and is a predicted model, not a curated record. Gene Ontology annotation, molecular function: GTPase activity; GTP binding.